UGAUGUAUAGAUUUUUUUAAUCUCCUUCAAUUCCAUUCUCAGAAAGAAAAAAAAGGAAUCUCCUUCAAUUCUUUCGGGAGGGAUCCCUCAACCACCGCUCUCCACCCUGUCGGCGGCCCGGCCCCCUCCUCUGACAAUCGGCCAUAAACUGGAUUCUUUUUCUUCUUGACGAGGGUAGAAUAGCUAGGAACGAAAACAGUUGAUGAUAAUUUUUUGGAAAGGGAGAUUUUGGAGAAGAGAAUAAUGGAUUGCGAUCACAGAAAUCAUCGAGUUACCAAGGACGACGUGAUAUCCAAGCUCAAAGACGACGGCGAUUUUGAUAAGCUCCGUCUCAGCAUCAUUCGCAAGCUUAAAGACCAUGUGGAAUUGCGGGAAAAAAUGAGUUCUAUUGUGAGGCAAUCGGCCGCUCUUACUCGUUUGGGUGCUGAGAAUAUGAAACCAAGGCAACUUUCAGAUGCUAUAUAUCAAGAAGUAGGGGACAAACUAAUGAGCCAGAUUUCUGAUGGGCUGUGGGGAAUAAUUAGAUCAAACGAUGUGGUCAAAACUGAAAUUAAAGAAACUGUUCACUCUGUCUACAAGAGACUAACGAGCACAGAAGUGAAAGUGGAGGUUGAAUCCUCAACAUCUCAGUUGAUGCCAGUUCAAAAGAAAAAUAAAGCAAUGGAUUCGAUACUUGUUCCAGCCAGUAAAGCAAUGUUGUCUGAAAAUGAGCCAAAUGAACCACCUGGAUUCUCACUCUCUCAUAAACAUCUGAAGAGAAAAAUAAAGGAUCUGCAGCCGUCUUCACGCCAUGAGAAAAGACAUGUGGCUGAUCAGCAGGGAGUGCCUGUCAUAUUACAGGAGAAGCAUGAGCGUGGUCAUGUUGAUCACGGUCAGUCGCCCUCUUUUUCUGUUCGUAUUGAACACCAGAAAACAGAUUGCUGUAGUGAUGAGGACCCUGAUGUGCCUCCUGGUUUUGGAUGAUGGAUUAACAUGCAACUCAGUUUUUCAUUCUCUAAGAAGUUAGUUUCUCACUGUUAUAUGCCAUUACAAUCGAAGACAGGAACAACUUAAUCAAUAUCUCAACAUGAGUUGGCGAAGAAAACAUGCUGUCCUACUUUCAUUGCCAGAAGCACUAGAUCCCUGGAAGGCUUGAGAUUUUUUUUCCUCCUGACGAAGAGAGGCGAGAAACCUGUUUUGAUUAGUUUUACUAAUUUAUGAUGCCAUAAAUUGGGUUUUAGAGAUUUUUGUUUGUAAUUGCUAGUUUGUGCCUGACUAAUUAGCCACUCUGUAGUACUUUGGAAAUUACUUGUGAUAUUGACAUGUCUAAUUCUUGAUUAACAUAAUUCAUUUUAGUAGGAAAGAAAUUGUAGGA
Molecule: messenger RNA, 1354 nt
Organism: Humulus lupulus (European hop)
Lineage: Eukaryota; Viridiplantae; Streptophyta; Magnoliopsida; Rosales; Cannabaceae
Exons: 4
Coding region: 244-963 (239 amino acids)
Source: RefSeq, a predicted model, not a curated record